This is a messenger RNA of Mucor velutinosus, 2811 nucleotides long. RefSeq names its product Aldedh domain-containing protein. The record is from RefSeq and is a predicted model, not a curated record. NCBI's taxonomy places the organism in Eukaryota, Fungi, Mucoromycota, Mucoromycetes, Mucorales, Mucoraceae. The transcript has 3 exons. The coding region runs from base 1 to 2811 and encodes 936 amino acids.
AUGGGCUUAGACGAUGAAGAUUUGGAGAGGGCUGGCACCCGCUCAAGGAGACAACUCACCAGUUCGAAAAAGUAUUCAGUAUAUCCACCGCCACUUGAGCAAGACGCCGAUCAGCAAGAAAUCACCAUUAUAGACGGACAGAACUAUCCACUCAGAAAAUCUAAUAACUAUUUAUCGCACCUCGUGAAGAGCAAAUUAGGAGCUUUCACAUUAACUUGCUGCGUAUGUAUCUUCUUAUUUGUUGGCUUUUAUCAAUAUCCAUCCAUACACCUACCAUCAAGGAAAACCGCGAGUAGCCUCUUUGAGGAGAAAACAGAGUUCAACGACUCUUCACAAUAUACAGACUAUGCGCUACUUGACAGGUUAUUAAUAGAUAAAAAAGCUGGCCCUAUUGCAACAUCCUCAUCCCGCUUCGACAAUUAUUUCAAUGUGAAUUACCCAGGCGAAAACUCGUUUGUCAAUCUGCUUUCGAAAGGAUCAGCGAUAGGACACACGUUUGACGAGCUUCGUCGACUCACCAACAGCGUAUCAUUACCUGCUGUAUACGCAGGCAAGAAUCGUCGCGUACCAGUUACAGUCAUUGUCCAUACGACAACAGUGACACAACUAUAUAUCCAAGUGCAAGCGAUACUCACUCAGACAGCCUUACCAGAACACAUCUGGAUUAUUUGUGAUACAGCAUCAAAGCAAGAAGUAGAGGCACGCAUCAUGACAUUGGACCGCAGAAGAGUCAAAGUGAUGGCUAGAGACGACAACACCAGUUUAUGGCUCCAAACAGCAGCUCAUGUGGCUACUGAGUUUGUGUGGAUUAUAGACCAAGAUAUUGCCCCUGGAAAACGCUAUCUGGAGAAUCUACUGAAGCUGUCGUUCACAUCACAAUACAAAUCAGCACUACUAGGAACAGAAGGAGCAGUGUUGAAUAUGGCCUCUAAAGACAAGAUAGAAUGUAUUCCAGAUACGAUGAGCUCGGGAAGCAGACAGAUGAGGAGUCAGGCUGUGGAUAUGAUCAACGACAGUUGGUUGUUACAUCGAUCCUGGAUAUCGUAUCUGAUGGACGCCAUGGAGAAGGAAGAGAUUGCAGCUGCAGAGCCUUUGUUGGGACUAUUCAUCAGUCGUACUCUGUACAUGACAGCAGGCAUACCAUCUAUUGCUCUACCCAGCGAUCCGAUCGAGCGAGCUUAUUGGGGAGACGUGAGAUUACAGCGUACGCAGAGAUCAGAGACAUGCAAAGCCUUGGAAGCGGUGGCCCACGAUAAACAGAUGCAACCUGUGCUGUACCAAGAUAUGCUCUACAGAGGACAACCAUCAUCCUCUCCCGAUAUUGUCGCAGAGCCAAUUCUGUUUUACAUUGAUUCCAAGGACGAUUUUGAACAUUUAGCACCGUUGAUAUGUCGAUUUGAAGCCAAAGAGGAAAUAGAUUUGCAUAUUGUGACCAGCGGCAAUUUGAGAGGAUUAUCAGAUCAGCAGAUAAAGAGCUCACUCCCUUCUUUGUGUGGUUAUGAUGAUUUUCCUACCCGAGUGAUAGUGCAUGAUCUCAGCAUAUUGCAUGAGUCUACGGACUGGAGUUUGGUAAAUGAUGUGUUGCAUCGCUUGACUCGUAUCUUGACGGUGAUUCGACCGGUGGUAAUGAUUCAUACGCUCCAAGACGAAGCAUCCAUCAGCAUUGAAACAGCCAGCAGGAUUGUCCAGGUUCCAAGCAUUUAUUUGCCAGCAAAAGAUAUUGCUCAUGUUACCUGGAUGACAGAAUUAUCACUGGACACACUCUCAAAAUGGGAUGCAUUCAACAUCAAAAUCAUGAUAACUACAGACAAGAAGCCACAUGCACUAGCACGACUAUUGAAUUCAGCGACCAAUGCACACUAUCUAGGAGACAAGGUUGAUUUGACGAUUCUCAUGGAUCAGACAACUGAUCAAGUAACACAAGCAUUAGCAAAUAAUUACAACUGGAAGAAAGGGGUAAAGAGCGUCCGUCAUCGCAUUGCAACAACGCCCAAAUCGCCCAUCUUUGUGGAAUCAUGGUAUCCGGCAAGUAAUGAUGAAUAUGCCAUUAUCUUGAAUAACGAUAUUGAACUCUCGCCCAUGUUCUAUAUCUGGGCAAAAUAUGCCAUUUUGCAGUAUCGCUACGCAUCAUUUUCGGACCAACUGUUUGGCAUCAGUCUGUAUUCACCACAAAUACUGGAGACAGACCCCUCUGGCAGACGACUGUUCAAUUCAAGCGACACUGUGCAAGACGAUGCUUAUAUGAUGCAAUUGCCCAGCUAUUCAGGUGCUGUUUACUUUCCAGAGCAUUGGAGGGAAUUUCAUGAUUACAUCACAGCAAGAAUGGCAGACAUUAAUGGCUUUGAAAUGCAAGAUGUCAUUGUUCCCAACCUCGUAUCAAGUGAAUGGGAGAGGUCAUGGAGAAAAUACUUUGAAGAGUUAAUCUAUUUGCGAUCGUAUGUCAUGUUAUACCCAACACACAGCUUCUCCACCGUGCAUUUGGAACUGAAAAAGAAGGCGCUGAGAGAGCAGUUUAAAGAUGCGAUUUCUCUCUACACUGUGCCAUUGUACAAGCAAGACUUUGGCUUGACAUUGCCGCCAUUGGAUCAACUUGCUCUGUUUGAUCUAUGGGGAGUACCAACCAAUAUGGACGAACUCAAAGAACGCGGACUGACAUUGCGAGCAGAGAUAUCGUCAUGCAGCUUGAUAGAUCAACAGUAUGAUCCAACGGACUUGCUGUGUCCCUUUGCCCGACUAGUGAGUGUAUCAGUGGAAAACGAGGAUGAUCCUUUACCUGAACUUCCAACUAAGGAAAUAUCUGUUUAUACUUGA